Messenger RNA from Caenorhabditis angaria, 1264 nucleotides. The record is from the annotation of a GenBank genome assembly. NCBI's taxonomy places the organism in Eukaryota, Metazoa, Nematoda, Chromadorea, Rhabditida, Rhabditidae.
AUGGAUUUGUUUUGGUUUCGAAUGUUUGCUGCUUUUUCAAUGUUUAUUGUGAGUUUCGAUUUUUUCGAAUUUCGAAUUUUUAAUUAUUUUAAUUACAGUCUGCUGUUCUUGGUUUAUUUUUCAAUGUUUUAGUUAUUCUAGCCUUGCAGAGCCCCAAAAAACUAGGUGGAAUUUUCAAAAUUUGUAUAGCAAAAUCGAUUUCUAAUAUUAUUAUAUGUGUGGGAUUUUUAGUUUGGCCAAUUCCAAUUGCUAUACUGUAAGUGUUACUUAACAAAAAACUCUGGAAAAAUAAUAAUAUUUCAGAAAUUAUUAUUUUCUUCCUCAACAAUUCAAUGUAUUUAUGGGUCAAAUAGUUGGUUGGUUUGCUAUAACAUUAGCUCCUUUAACACAAGUUUUAUUGGCUGGAAAUCGGUUGAUCGCAGUGUAUUUUCCACAAACUUUUGGGAAUAAUUAUAAAAUUAGUCCAACAUCAAUAGGUAUUUCAAUUGCAUUUUUUGUUGCUUCAAUUGCUGCAAUUGCGGGGUUUUUUGAUGGUUGUCAUUUUUUAUUUAUGAUUGAAUCACUUGGUUGGACAUCUGAAAAUUCGGCAUGCGCUAUUUUAUUAUCAAAUAUGUUUACAAUUGUUGUUUUUAGUAUGGCUUUUGUUUCGAAUUCGUUGAAUAUUGCAACGUUUUUCAAAUUAUUUUAUGACUCGGUAAAGUUGAAAAAAAUUGUUUUUUUCUGGAAUCAUUUAUGAAUCAAAAUUCACGGCAAAUUUUGAAUCGAAUCUGGUUUUUUUCAAAGUUUGGUCUGAUUCAAAAAUAUUUCAUUAAUUCCAAAAAAACAUUCCCAACUUUUUUCAGAAAAAGGCGAAUAUUUCAAAUAACGAAGUUUCAAAUCGAAGAUCAAAAAAUCGUCGAAUGUUAUUACAGAGCGUUUUACACGAUUUAUUGAUACUCAUUGAUAUGUGUAAUGCGAUUUUUAUUUGUCAAUUAAGCAACUCUAUAUGGGUUCAAUUUCUAACUCUUUCAUUUUCUAUGGUUUUUAUUCGCAUGUUAGAAGGGUAUGUUUUCAUUUUGUUUUGUUCUAUGUAUUUUUAUAUUUUUCAUAAUGAAAAAAAAAACUUAUGAUGUAUUUUAGUUUGGCAAUGUUAUUAAUCAACGUACGAAUCAGAAAUGGUGCCCUAAAAAUAUUAAAAAUUAGAAAAAAACAAAUUGGAACAACACGUCAAUCAAGUCAACAAUCAAUUGGAAAUCAACCAGCUGUUAUGUUCAAAAAAGUUUGA